Molecule: messenger RNA, 8369 nt
Organism: Struthio camelus australis
Lineage: Eukaryota; Metazoa; Chordata; Aves; Struthioniformes; Struthionidae
Source: RefSeq, a predicted model, not a curated record
AUCAGGUCUGGAGCCGUUCAGGAUUGGGCCAUACACCAACUUCGUUAAUAUUGGCGAACGCUGCAAUGUUGCAGGAUCACGGAAGUUUGCUAAACUCAUCAUGGCAGGCAACUUUGAAGAAGCCCUUAGUGUAGCCAAAGUGCAAGUUGAGAUGGGGGCCCAGAUUCUCGAUAUAAAUAUGGACGAUGGGAUGUUGGAUGGCCCUGCUGCUAUGACCAGAUUUUGUAACUUGAUUUCUUCAGAACCUGAUAUUGCAAAGGUGCCGUUAUGCAUUGACUCCUCAAAUUUCUCAGUGAUUGAAGCGGGUUUGAAAUGCUGCCAAGGGAAAUGCAUUGUGAACAGCAUCAGUCUGAAGGAAGGUGAGAAAGACUUUCUGGAGAAAGCAAGGAAAAUUAAGUUGUAUGGAGCAGCUGUGGUUGUCAUGGCUUUUGAUGAAGUGGGUCAGGCGACAGAAACGGAAACCAAGAUUGCAAUCUGUACCAGAGCUUAUCACCUCCUCGUGGAAAAAGUGUUCUUCAAUCCAAAUGAUAUAAUAUUUGACCCUAAUAUUUUGACCAUAGGUACUGGAAUGGAAGAACAUAACCUAUAUGCCGUGAAUUUUAUCAAUGCUACUAAAACCAUAAAAGAAACGUUGCCAGGAGCCAGGAUAAGUGGAGGCCUUUCCAACCUGUCCUUCUCCUUUCGAGGAAUGGAUGCCAUUCGAGAAGCAAUGCACGGGGUGUUCCUUUACCAUGCAAUCAAGUAUGGCAUGGACAUGGGAAUUGUGAAUGCUGGGAAUCUGCCAGUGUAUGAUGAUAUCCACAAGGAAUUGCUGCAGCUGUGUGAGAAUCUAAUCUGGAACAAAGAUCCUGAUGCAACCGAGAAACUUUUAUAUUAUGCUCAGAAUCAUGCCCAAGGAGGGAAAAAAGUGGUACAGACUGACGAAUGGAGAAACAGCUCCGUAGAGGAAAGGCUGGAAUAUGCUCUCAUAAAGGGCAUUGAGAAGUAUGUCAUUGCAGAUACGGAAGAGGCAAGAUUAAAUCAUGAAAAAUAUCCUAGACCUCUAAAUAUAAUUGAAGGGCCUUUGAUGAAUGGCAUGAAAAUUGUUGGUGAUCUUUUUGGUGCUGGAAAGAUGUUUCUGCCACAGGUGAUAAAGUCUGCUCGAGUUAUGAAGAAAGCAGUUGGCCACCUUGUUCCCUACAUGGAAAAAGAGAGAGAGGAAAGGAGAGCCGAACUAGGCAGCGUAGAGGAAGAGGAUCCUUACCAUGGUACGAUAGUACUAGCCACUGUCAAGGGAGAUGUACAUGAUAUCGGCAAGAACAUUGUGGGAGUUGUUCUGGGCUGUAACAACUUCAGAGUUAUUGAUUUAGGAGUCAUGACUCCAUGUGAUAAGAUAUUGAGAGCUGCUGUUGAAAACAAAGCAGAUAUCAUUGGCCUGUCUGGUCUCAUCACCCCUUCUUUGGAUGAAAUGAUUUUCGUUGCCAAGGAAAUGGAGAGAUUAGCAAUAAAGAUUCCAUUGCUGAUUGGAGGAGCAACUACUUCUAAAACACACACAGCUGUUAAAAUUGCCCCACGAUACAGUGCACCUGUAAUUCAUGUCCUGGAUGCGUCCAAGAGUGUUGUGGUUUGUUCCCAGCUCCUAGAUGAAAGUUUAAAGGAUGACUUCUUUGAAGAAAUACUAGAGGAAUAUGAAGAAAUUAGACAAGAACACUAUGAGUCUCUCAAGGAAAGAAGAUAUUUGUCUCUACAGCAAGCUAGGAGAAAAGGUUUCCAUAAUGACUGGCUAUCAGGCCAUAAACCAGUUAAACCAAAAUUCAUUGGCACGAAAGUCUUUGAAGAUUAUGACCUGAAGAGGCUGGUAGAGUACAUUGACUGGAAGCCUUUCUUUGAUGUCUGGCAACUUAGGGGAAAGUAUCCCAACCGUGGUUUCCCUAAAAUCUUUAAUGAUAAAACCGUAGGUGAAGAAGCAAAGAGAGUUUAUAACGAUGCUCAAAAUCUACUGAAAGCAUUGAUUAAUCAAAAGAAAUUACAAGCCAGGGGCGUGGUUGGGUUCUGGCCAGCUCAAAGUGUUCAAGACGAUAUCCAUUUAUAUGCCACAGAAGAUACAGUAGGAUCUGUGGAACCAAUAGCAAAAUUUUAUGGCUUGAGACAACAGGCUGAAAAGGACUCUGCCUGCACAGAUCCCUAUUACUGCCUCUCUGACUUCAUAGCACCACUGGAUUCUGGCAUUUGUGACUACUUAGGCCUGUUUGCUGUGGCCUGCUUUGGUGUAGAUGAGCUGUGCGUUGAAUUUAGGAAGCAGGAUGAUGAGUACAACAUCAUAAUGGUAAAGGCUCUUGGAGACCGGUUAGCAGAGGCGUUUGCUGAGGAGCUCCACGAAAGGGUUCGAAGGGAGUUCUGGGCUUACUGCAGUACUGAGCAGCUAGAUCUCUCAGACCUGCGAAGAAUUAAAUACGAGGGAAUUCGCCCUGCCCCUGGGUAUCCAAGCCAACCAGACCAUACAGAAAAACUCACCAUGUGGAAACUUGCAAACGUUGAAGAAACAAUAGGAAUUGGUUUAACUGAAUCACUAGCAAUGACACCUGCUUCUGCAGUUUCUGGCCUCUACUUUUCCAGUCCCAAAUCCAAAUAUUUUGCUGUUGGCAAGAUAGGUAAAGAUCAGGUUGAAGAUUAUGCACUGAGAAAAAAUGUACCUGUACCAGAGGUGGAGAAAUGGCUGGGACCCAUUUUGGGAUAUGAUCCUGAAUAACUGUGGUCAACAUGGAAAAAUGUAUUUUCUUUGAACAGAAAUUAGCAAAUUGCACGUUAACAUGAGAAAAAGAAGACUGCUAGUAGAGACAGAAACGCAGAAGCAGUAAUAGUCAAGGACGUCCUUUAGUAUAUCAGUUUCAAAAUCUGGAUUUCCAGCUCUUCAAAAUGCAUAAGAAACCUACCACUGCAUCUCCUCUACGGUGAAUUCUGUACUCUGAAAAUUAUCCAGGGACAAUAUUUGUGUACCCCAAGACGGUUACUGAAUUAUUUGCCACUUGAAAGUUUCAGUUUGAAAACAUAGAUACAGUGUGAGAGAUUAAUAGUAUCAGUAUCUAUAUUGCUUAGAAAAACAGGGUCAAGUCACACUUGUUCUUAUCACUGGAUGUCCUUAGCUGAACACUGUUUCAAGAUAGUGUUGAAAUUUAUGGACUAAAAAUAUCCACUAUAACUGACAACUAAAGAGAAUCAAACCUAUAAGGCCGUUUUAUGUAACGGAGAAGGGGAAAGAAAAGCCAACAGACCCAGAUCAAGGAGGAAACUUGCCAUCAGUUUGCACAGUAGAUGUGGCGAUUUUACCUCAAGUUUUAUGUUUACCGCUACCUCCAAAUACAUGCGUGAGUAUCUGAAGACUACUAUCAAGAAGGAGGCAAACAAAAUAUACACAUCUUCUGGACACCUGGAGGAAAUGGUAUAGCUCUAUAUCUAGCCAGGGCUCUCUCUAGGAAAGGGCCAGAGCACAGCUCUAAGUUACUUUUCAGCUGUAGUUUUUGACCUGUGAGUGGGCUACGUAAGCUCAAACAUCUUAAAGUUCAUCUGAAGGGUGGGUUUCUCAUGGCUGAGUAGGAAAGAAACAAAAAGUAUUCGCUGAGCGGAAGCCAACAUGAAGAGUGCAGUGGUCUUUAUUGUGAGACACAAAAGCAGUAGCCAUCUUUACAAUGAAGCUCAUUCCACAAGCAAAUUAUGAUCAGAUUUCAGCUUCUGUGAAUUUUCUUGUUUAUUGGUAUUGUCUAACCCUCUUUAAUGCAAUUUUGUUUCUCCUAUUGUUUGGUGUCUCUGUAGCCCUGCUAUUCAUCUUUUUUUUGAUACGUAGCAUGGGACCCAGCACGUCAAACAAUGCACUGUAUCAUGCUUUCCUAUUGUAAGAAGUCUUUGUUUCAAGGACUACUUGAGUAUCAAGCUCCACCUGUGCUUUUUAUGAUUUAAACUCUUAGAGCUUGAGUUUGUUGGGGCAAGGAACUUCCUCCUUGCUUGGCUGUUAAGCAUUAUAGAACCCCGACUCCGAUGUUAAACUGUUUUUUCAAAUCUAAUCUUUGAUCAGAUGGAGUUACUACUUACCUAGCUCACAUAAAUGUUUUGCUCUGUGCAGUGGUUUUCCCUAGGAUAUCAUAUUAGCCUUGUUUCCAAAUGCUUUCAUGUUUGGGGCUUAUGUCUGAUCCUCUGAAAUGAAGUUUUCAGUAGCCAGGGGCUGACACAACAGUAAUAGUUUCUCACUCCAAGUGUAUGGCACGCUCACUCCCUUAAUUCAAUGCUUGUAUUUUAAAAACGUCAAACCCAUUCAGAACUGCGUGCACCAUUCUUCCUGUGGAGAGAGGAGGAGAGCUAAGUCUCAAAUGAACUGAGUGACAGAUGUUAGUCAUGAGCUUAUUGCUCGUCUCUGAGGUGCUUGGAUUAUAUAGUGAUGAGGAGAAAUCCUAUGUAGAACAGAAGAGAUUGCUCAGAACUUGCAUGGCAAUGCUGAAGUAUUUGAAUGAACUCUUCCAGAGGACAGUGUUCUCUUAGGAUCAGGCCUGGGUGCAUUAGAUGCUAUAAAACACAAAGUCAAAGAGUUUACUCCUGUGCCUGCUGUUACCAAAUACUAUCACGUGAGAAUACUGAUACGUUGCUUUCAUUGGGCACGAGUGUGUAAGAACAGAUGCGCAAGGUGCAAGUGUGACGUGUUUUCUUUUAAUGGUUUCUCAUAUGUAGUUUCUUAUAAUGACUUUGUUGUUACGAGGCAUUUUUUCCCCUCUGGCAAACUGAGGAAUGAGAAAGCGACAGCUGACAUCAAAAGUAUUUCCUGUUGGUACUCCAGCCUAUGGAUACACUGGAACCUUCAAUAAGUGUCUGUUGUAUUUCACUAGAUUCUCCUCAUAUAGUCUAAGCUUAUUAGACUUACACUAGGCCCUUGGUUAUGUUUUCCAGACACCAACAACAAUCAAUGCAUUUUAUAAUCAGAACAAUUUUUAGUUGCUUUUUAGGGCAAAACAAAUGAAACAUAGUUUCAGUGGUGAUGAGAAAAACUACAUCAUGGCAAGGCAUGAGCUCAGGUUCCUUGUGCCUACUCAUGAAGUGCUAGUAGUGUGAGCAGAAACUGUAAGUUGAACGGCAAAUCAUAACUCUCAGGGCAAACUGCUGAGCAACCCCAUGGACCACAGACCUCUACUUCAUGUGGUUUUCUUAUGCAAGACAGUAUAAUAGAAAGUGUGAUAGUCUCUCUACGCUCUAAGGAAGGAAAAUUGAGGACAUAAUAAAUAGGAAAGAUGCUAGUUUGUUGGCCAAGAUAAGCAGUUUGCUCCAGAUGUAAUAAUAAUGGUAGAAGGUGUUGCUUUCCUAUGAUAUGGAGCAUAUAUCUCACCAGGAUAUCUCAGGAGGCCUUUACUAUAUCAGUUAUGCCCUAACAGUGUAGGCAUGUGCCCUAUCUUGAUCCUAUGGAAUGGAACUCCUUGCUGGAAAUGCAGGUAGUGCAGUACAAGCCUAGGGACUGGUACUUUCCUGGUGUAUGCUGCUGAGUGUUGUGCUGAUGGCUCCUUCCUAUAUGUCUCCUGCUCCCCCCAGCCUUUAAUUCUAGAAUUUCCUUCCUCUAAACUUUUUUUUUUUUUUUUUUUUACAUAAACGAGAGAUAGGAGCAUAGCCAAAGUGAAUUGCUAUGAAUGGUGUUAUCAAGAAACAUCAGUGGUUUGACCAGUGUGUUUUCUGUGUGUGCUCAGGAUCAAACUGAAACAACAGAUUUUAGAUUAGAGAAGAAAUCUCUUUCACCUCCACUCUCCUCCCCUCCCCCUUUCCCCAAGGCCUAACUGAUAAAAGAGACUUGAAUUUUUACUUUUUCCUUUCGUGAAAGUGUGAGGUAUGGCUCACUUCCUUCAGUCUUGUGAGCAUUUUCACUAACACAUUCCCUGUAUUUUUCAAUAGGGUAAUGCAUUGCUGAUGUCCCUUUAGGUCUCUUAGCUCUCCUCCUGUGUCACAAUGCAAAAAGUGUCAAAAAUUUUCGUCUAGUAUUGAAAGUCGUUCGUUCUAGUGUGCUUAAGUAUAUACCAUGGAACAGUGUUCUUGUAGAUGCUCCUGUACUGACUAUUGCCUCUGUGGCAGGGGCUGUGUUCAGUCACACGGCUCUAUUACAGUCCUGUGUAUCUAUAUCCUUCCAACUUACCCUGGACAUGUAAUUAAUGACCUGUAAUGUAAUUUUGCAGUUUGAGCAUGCUAUAGUAGUUGGAACUGUAUGCAAAAACAAAUCCCAACAAUAUAGAGUACCCAGGGUCAGUAUCACCUUCCUUGUCACUUGGUAUUUCUCUGUGAACAGGAUGUUAGUGAAAGCGCCCUUUCUAUCAUUCCUUGCUGCCAGCUACGCUCCCCAGGAGGCACAGCCUUUGCGGAUGUGGUGCUGCUGCCUGUUACAGCUUCCAGGUGACUCAGAGCAGGCCUGUACACUUUAUUUCCCCACAAAGCACCUUGCUUCAUCUAGCAAAUGUGUCCUGCUGCUCCAUCCCUGCAGGGAGCUGUUGCCCUGUCUUUUUGUUCUUUGCCUUGCUUGUCUUUUCCUGGACACGCACUGGGUUUUGUUUCAUUUUAGAAGAAGGGCAGCAAGCACAUAAAGAGGUGUAUUUUCCUGUUAAUGUCACAAAGCACAGUCUCCCUGAGAAAUCUACUUUGGAAGUACUUUACUUGCUAUUGUAGGAAAGGGCUUUUCUGGGAGCAUUUGGUUUGUGUUCAUGCUAUAGUCAAAAAGAUGGGGCUCACUUAUUUAUAUGUUUUAAAUGAAAAUGACUUGUCUACUCUAGCCACAAGCUCAGUGAAGCUACCUGUGCUGGGCAAUGGCAGGUUCAUGUGAAUUAUCCCCUUAUAUUUUGUCAGUUGCAUAUGAAGCAGAAGCUUACUGUCUAUAAAUGUUUGGAUUUCUCUUUCUACAGAAGUUGUAUUUGUGCAACCUUAUCGUAACAGUGUCAUCCAGAAGAAUGAGAUGUAGGAGCAGGCCCUUUGUGUGAAAACAAAAUUCUAAUAUGUAUUUUGCAAAAUCUUCAGCAUUAAUAUUUUGAAUUAUGUAUGCUUAAAGAGAAAAAGCAUUUAGCAUAGUAAGAAUUAAUAGUAAGAAAUUAAUAAAGCAAAAUCGUUGUUGCUUGAUGACCAGUUUAAAAAAUGUCCAAGACACACAGUUACUUUCUAUGUUGUGAAGUAGUAGGGUAGUUGAUGGAUACAAAUUAAUCUGAACAAAAGCAAAGUACAACUGUCAGUAACACUGUGUUAACUGGUAAUCUUUAUACCUCUAGGUCUAAUCUUUACUAUGCCUAGAUUCUGUGGGAUCAAAACCAAGCAAGGAUGAAUCCAAUUGGACUUUAAACUAGUGUCUUUUGUACACCACAGGGCAAAUCUGAUAACCUAAGGAAGCUGAGAAAAAUAGACUUUUUCUACUUCUCUGAAAAAUACAGUAAUUGAUUGUUGUGAGGUUCAAGGAAAUGACAUGCUUAUCUUUGCUUGUGCUGAAAUUUUUCCUCUAGUCCAAUUCCAAUGAUCUAUUUGCUUCCACUUUGUUUGAGUACUUAAGCAGUGCGAGACUGACUUUUUUUUUCUAUUUAAUAAUGAAGGAGCAGAAUACGUAAAAUACUGCAUUGUGUGAAAACUUAUCGAAAUAUAUGACUGACUGUUUGCUCUUUCUAAAAUAAUUAAACAUGGUGAGUAAAUCCACUGUCUUUUCCCCUUUCACUGAUCCUUUGGGCUUACAAAUGUUGAAAGUAAGGGAAGGCACAGAUGAGACAGGAGCUUCAGCACCUGAUCCUAACAGAUAUCCUGUUAGGCUCCUGAUAUAGGCUCAACUGAGGACAGAGGGAAGGGUGCCAUCAGCCUCCUGAGUUAAGCUAAAUCCAUGAUAUAUAAUAAACAUGAACUGGGUCUCACCAUCACCUCCUAUCUCAUGUGUCCAUUUUCUUUCCUACCCUCCUCUUACAGGUCUUUUUCUGACCUCUGUGUGUCUGCUUUUUCCUAAGAGGUGUGACUUAGCUGAUUAAAGACUGUGGCAUGUCUUCUUUCACUGCUGUGAACCCAUGACUAAAAGGGCAGCUAAAAGCAGCCUUUUAAUCAUCGGAGGCAGCUAGAAGUUUGCCAGGUUUUGGAGUGGUUGAUAAGACCACGUGCUGGGUCUGCCGUUUUCCAGGUGCAAGUGAGUUGAAAGUAAAAGUCAGCACCGAAAGAGAAGUAAUUUUUUUUUCUGUUUUCUGUUCUUUUCUCCCCUUCUGUAUCUUGUUUUAAAGAAGUAGUGCUGGAUAUUGUAAACGGUUGCCAGAUCCUGCUGCUUUCAACUAACUUUCUUUUUGCCCCAAAUGGACAGUUAUUACUCUCUUUAACACAGACUAGCAGGGGCUUUUCCUAUGUAGCUAAAGGAAUGGAAAAUG